Cuscuta campestris is the source of this 1571-nucleotide messenger RNA. NCBI's taxonomy places the organism in Eukaryota, Viridiplantae, Streptophyta, Magnoliopsida, Solanales, Convolvulaceae. The record is from the annotation of a GenBank genome assembly.
GAAAAACAUUUUUAUGAUGUAAGAAAUGCAAUGAGAGAUUUUAGCCUAAAGAGCCAAGGUGUAAAGAUUGGGUCGGUCUUGAUCACAAUAAAGACCGACUCAAUACUAUGACUAAGGUCUUCGUUCUUGGUCUUCGUUUAGCUCUUGCUCUUAUCUUCGUUCUUCGCCUUGUAUAUUCAAUCUGGAGAGAAGGGAUUGUCGUUGAAAAGAACAAAAAGGAUGAAACUAUAUUGAGCGUCAAUUUUCCAGCACAGGGAGAUACUGCAGUGGUUAGAGCUUGGAACCUCCGCCCAACCCUUAUUUGGAAGGAUGGAGUGUGGGUAGAGUGGCACACCUCAAGAGAUGAGUCUGCUUUUAAGCAUGAUACUCCAAAAACGAAAAGAAUGAAGUUGGGAAGCCCUGCUGGUGAGACCAGUGUAAUGACCAAUAUCUCAAAAGAAGACAUUGAUGUCCCAAGAUCUCGGGAAAAUGGUGAAGAAAGUUUGCUCCCGCUAUCUGAUAAUGAAAAACUGUAUAAUGGUGGUAAAAAUUGUUACGAGGAUAAGCCCAACAAACCCAGAACAACUAGAUCUGGUGUACAAAAAGAAGGGUCCAAAGUUGUUUUUGGCGUACCCAAACCAGGAAAGACUCAAAAAUUUAUAGAAGUAAGCAAGCAGUAUGUUUCAGAAUGGGGCAGGAAGAACAAUGAUUCCGUUCAUAACUUUGCAAAGUAUGUAAUGCCACAAGGGUCUGAAGCUCGAAGGAAAGACAAUAAUAAUUCAAAAACCAGUGCUGAAGAGAAGGAAGUACCUGAAUUCAAAUCCAGGUCUCUUAAAUCUAGAAAACCACCGCUCAGUUCAUGCCGGACUUCAAAAGAUACCUCUUUGACACCGAUCACUGAAGAAGCAGGUGAAGAAUGUGCACAAAACUAUUAUGAGACUCUUUGUGCUGAAUCUGUUAAGGAAUCAAAAACAUCAUCAAGCAAACCUGUGAUGGUAAAGGGAAAUAAUGCUCCUUCCAGUAGCAAGGAACCCAAAGUUGAGAUUGACAAGCCCAUUCCUGAAGCCAGUGGACCACCACGGAGGUCAAAUCGUAUGAUUCAUCCGACAUCAAGGUUGCUGGAAAGUUUGCAGAGCUCAAUACUUGUUCCGAAAUUCCCAUCUUUGUCUCACAACAAAGGUCACAGAAGCCACCACAGGGACACACCUAAAGGGUAACAGUUUGGAUUUGACAUUUUCACCUCCCUGCAAAGGAUGGGUGUCCUUCACUUGUAAGUUAAUUCCAGAAUGUGAUUAUGUAAUAAUUCCAUACGCGACCGCAUGACUUCUAGUAGUGUCACAACGAUCAAGACGCAUAAUUUUCUUUCUUUAGAAUUUAUUUGAGGUGAAACUGGGGAUGGGAAAAACAUUAGCUGUUGUAAUCUUUAGGCAGUAGGUGUUUAUAAAUAGGUCUGUACAUGAAACUCUUCUUCUAGUUGGAUAAAUGCUGCAGUCAUAUACUGUAUUUCAAAACUUGGUAUUGUAUUAGGCAUUUAUGCUAAAGUGUAAGAACUAAACUCUCCUUUUUCUUCAGGAAAUUUGCUAACUAUAGGU